Molecule: messenger RNA, 693 nt
Organism: Umbelopsis ramanniana AG
Lineage: Eukaryota; Fungi; Mucoromycota; Umbelopsidomycetes; Umbelopsidales; Umbelopsidaceae
Exons: 5
Coding region: 1-693 (230 amino acids)
Source: RefSeq, a predicted model, not a curated record
AUGAGUGAUCAGACAAUAGAAUCGGAUGCGCACAUUGUUUUCUUCGGAAUGCAUAUCGAACUAUACCAGUGGAUAGCUUUCUUUGCUGGAGCUCAGAUGGUGAGAAUCGCAUUGGAAAGUACUUGUGGUUCGACUGGCUUGGGAGGCAUGGAUGUCAUUUCGCGCAAAGACUCCCAAAUCUGUAUCAUGUACUCACCUACCUUAGCCUAUUUAUCUAACUUGACAGUCCCAAUCCUUUACGUGGGCUACUCGCUCAGUUUACUAUUAGUGGUUGUAUCUUGUGCGUCGUUGUAUAUGAUCAAGAAGAAAUUCAUCAAAGGGGUUAUCAUCACCGCCUAUCUGAGCUAUGCUUUGACAGUGUUGAGCUUUGCCGACUCAUUGACGACUUUGAUUGCCACAGUCAUAGCUAGAGAUCAACGUGUCGCAACUUGUGCCAGCCUGUACCUUGACACUCCUCCGUGCCCAGGAUGUGACACCCAUCAGUUCUGUGCUGAAAUCAUCACAGCAUCGAUAAUGUGGCAAUCUCUCGGUGUUGUUUUCAACCUUGUCAUCAAUUUGUUCCUAUCACUUGGAAUUCAUCAACAUUGCAUCCAAACGAAGAAAGUUGGCAAGAUAAACAACGAUGAAAAACCCACUGUUGAUUUCAAAGUCGACCUGGACGCUGAAGGCUUUCAAGUUGUGGAGUUGAAAUAA